Molecule: messenger RNA, 2022 nt
Organism: Mycosarcoma maydis (corn smut)
Lineage: Eukaryota; Fungi; Basidiomycota; Ustilaginomycetes; Ustilaginales
Exons: 1
Coding region: 1-2022 (673 amino acids)
Source: RefSeq, a predicted model, not a curated record
AUGUUGGCAAAGUGGAUCGUAGCGUUUCUGGCCGUAGUGUCGGUGGGUAGUGAGGUCGGCUAUGCAAGCAAGGUGGGGGGAAGGACAGUGGAGGGUAAUGGGAAGCAGCGCGAUCUGUUUGAUCAGAUGAUCCACUCGUUAGCGGGUAAGUACAUGCCGGGAUUGAACGGGGGGGAGACGACAGGUUGGCAGUGGACGGUUCAUCCGUUGCCGAGGAAGAGGCAGUUGAGCUUGAGUCCGAGUCUGUUUGGCGGUAAUGGCGGAGAUGGUGAGGAUACGGGGAGUGGAAAUGCGCUUCCUGCUUCGAUUCUCGCUGCAGUGGCCAGUCCGUCAGCCGCUGCGAGUAGUGGCGGAUCGGCAAGCGCUAGUGUGACUGGAAGCUCGGAUCGUUCCACUUCAGCCUCUCCCUCUGCCACCAAUUCGCCUACUUCGUCUGUGGUCGCCUCAACAGCAACCACCCCGACGAGCUCAGCCAUCCCAUUGUCGAGGCUCAUCACGAGCAACAUACCAGCAUCUUCCACCGUAUCCACCAACACCGGAACUAGCACAUCCAGCUCUUCCACCACCGCGACGCCGACCAACAAGGACAACGUCACUUCGGCGUCGCUGAUGUCACCCAAGAACAAAUUGUUCCCGCUCGUGGUUGCGGGUCUCGCUGCAGCCGGGUUGGUGGCGCUCAUGCUGCUCAUUGCCAUCGCACGUUGCGUAGCACACGACCAGCUGCGUCGUGACAAUCUUCGUAAAACCUACUCGUUCGAUGGCGAUUGCGAGCCAAAAAAGCCGGAUCGUUUCACAACGGCGCCAGCGCUCGGAGCGGCUCGAUCGGUUCGUCGAGCUCUCACCAAGAAGAAGCUCGGCAGCUUCGCGCGUCGAACGCAGGACGGCUCAGUACUGAUCGAGGUGGGCGACGAGGUGUUUGCGGUUCCACCGCAUUUAGCGGAUAGCUAUCGCGAGAGGAUUUUAAGCGAGAAGCGAUCCAGAUCGGAUCUGACAUCGGUCAGCGACGAAAGUAUGGGCCUGUUCGGUGUCAAGCCCAAGUACCUUAACGAUGGCGGACCGGAUGGAGAUGAGCAAGAGGCGAGAGCAAAGUACGAUAGAAUGCUCGAGGAAGGCGUGGAGAAUGGCGGGGUGAAGAGGGGAUUGAGUCAGAGAUUGGGAGAUCGAUUGCGAUCGCUCAGGAGGGCGGCUACAGCGCAGGUGGAAGAGGCGAGCGGCGGCGUAAUGGAGAGGGAUGCGUAUUCGUUUGCGACUGGCGACCAGCAGAGAGGUGCUGUUCGACAGACGGAUCUGGCGUCGCGCAAUCCUGUGGUUACGAGUGGUAGCACGGGAUGGCAUAUCUCGCAACGACAGUCUUCUGCAGGUAUCGCCGGUAUAGGAAUGGCCAACGGAGCUGCUGAAGAGUCGGCGUUCGGCACUGUCCAGGUGUACUCGCGUGGACCUGCACCGCCUCGUCCACCUGUACUUACGCGCGCGCCACCCAAGACCACCUCAACAUCGGCUCUCAAGAACCCUGCUCGUCGAGGUGCGCCCAAACUGGAGCUCUCUGUGCUCACCGAAAAGCUCGCCGAUCUGGAAAAGCAGACACUCGCAUCCUCGCGCUUACCAGCCGAAGCAUCACUCACGCACUCAUCCGGCGCAUCCGCAGGCACCGCAGGCACGUUCGGCAGCACCGCCUCCUCCACCACCUCUGGCCACGCCUCCGAAUCGCUACCCGGCGCGUUUCCACAACGCACCAAGUCACUCCACCGCGCCAAAAGCGUCAAACCGCCCAUCCUCGAUUCGCGCCUCGGAUCGUAUCGCCACCGCAGCCCCGACGCGCACCCGCGCAGCAAAUCCACCCACAACCGCGCCCAGCGCCACACCAACUCUGUCCCCCUCGCCUCACCCACACGCUUCACCCACGAGAAACAACCGCGCUUGGUCGUGCAUCCGCAAAAACCGCAACCCGCCCAAUCCCCAUCGUCGUCCUCCUCGUCCUUCCGACCUCUCCCCGUCCCCCCGCCCUUCACGCUCCCCAAGUAG